Molecule: messenger RNA, 3600 nt
Organism: Tympanuchus pallidicinctus (lesser prairie-chicken)
Lineage: Eukaryota; Metazoa; Chordata; Aves; Galliformes; Phasianidae
Gene: EMC1
Product: ER membrane protein complex subunit 1
Exons: 23
Coding region: 53-3007 (984 amino acids)
Biological process (GO): protein folding in endoplasmic reticulum
Cellular component (GO): EMC complex
Molecular function (GO): protein binding
Source: RefSeq, a predicted model, not a curated record
GUAAGGCGCGAGGCCCCUAGAGCUCAGAGCGGGGCACGACGGGAGCGCUGCCAUGGCGGCGGGGCUGUGGGCGCUGCUGCUGCUGCCGCUGGCGGCCGCCGUGUACGAGGACCAAGUGGGGAAGUUCGACUGGAGGCAGCAGUACGUGGGGAAGCUGAAGUUCGCCUCUCUGGAGGCCGCGCAGGGCUCCAAGAAGCUGCUUGUGGGCACCGAGAAGAACGUGGUGGCAGCGCUCAACUCCCGCAGCGGCGAAAUCCUGUGGCGCCAUGCAGAUAAAGCCACCCCUGAAGGAGCGAUCGACGCGAUGCUGAUCCACGGGCAGGAUGCCAUCACCGUAUCCAGCGCUGGGCGCAUCCUGCGUUCCUGGGAGACCAACAUUGGAGGGCUGAACUGGGAGACGUCGCUGGACACGGGCAGUUUCCAGACCGCAAGUCUGGUGGGGCUGCAGGACGCAGUGAAGUACGUGGCAGUGCUGAAGAAGGCAGCCAUCUCCCUGCACUACCUGUCCAAUGGGCACCAGAAGUGGGUAGAACACCUGCCAGAAAGUGAGAAUACUCAGUACCAGAUGUUAUAUUCUCGUGGGGCUGGAGUGAUCCACGUGCUUGGAGUUGUCCCCCAGAGCCAUUUGAAGGUUUUAACGCUCAGAGUGGAGGAUGGAGAAGUCAUAGAACAGACCAACGUAGCAGCGCCGUGGCUGACGAGCUUAAAUGGAGCCUGCGGUGUGGUGGGGGAGGCAGUGCUGGUGUGUGCAGACACAGCCACUCAUUCGCUCUAUGUUUGCUCCUUGGAGACUGAGCAGGAGAUGAAGCAGAUCCCGCUGCAGUCACUUGACCUGGAGUUUGCUGAUGGCUUCCAGCCCAGGAUCUUGGCUACUCAGCCCAGUGUGAUCAACGCUUCGAGGGCUCAGUUCUUCCUGCAGCUGUCUCCGGGCCACUUCUCUCUGCUGCAGUGCAAACAGGGGCUGCUCAGCCACCUGCGAGACUUCCAGCAGGCAGCUCUGGUGAGCUUUGCAACAACUGGGGAGAAGACUGUUGCUGCUGUGCUGACCUGUAGGAACGAACUGAAACCUGGAAGUUCUGACGGCCUUCAUGGAAGUGCUUUGGAGGAUUCCCAGAAACAGGAAUCCUUAACCUGUUCCAAUCAAACCUACAACAUCAAUCUUUACCUGGUUGAAACUGGACAAAGAUUGCUGGAUACCACGAUUACCUUUAACCUGGAGCAGAACGGUGCCAAGCCAGAGCAGCUCUAUAUCCAGGUUUUCCUGAAGAAGGAUGACUCGGUCGGCUACCGAGCCUUGGUGCAAACAGAAGACCACAUGCUGCUGUUCCUCCAGCAGCCAGGAAAGGUUGUGUGGAGCAGAGAGGAGUCGCUGGCAGAAGUGGUGAGCUUGGAGAUGGUGGAUCUGCCUCUGACGGGUGCACAGGCUGAGUUGGAGGGAGAAUUUGGGAAGAAAGCAGAUGGAUUGCUGGGGAUGUUUCUGAAGCGGCUGUCCUCCCAGCUCAUCCUGCUGCAAGCCUGGACUGCUCACCUUUGGAAGAUGUUCUACGAUGCCAGGAAACCCCGGAGCCAGAUUAAAAAUGAGAUUAACAUUGACAAUCUAGCCAGGGAUGAGUUCAACCUCCAGAAAAUGAUGGUGAUGGUCACUGCUUCAGGAAAGCUUUUUGGCAUUGAAAGCAGUUCUGGCACCAUCCUAUGGAAGCAGUACCUCAGGAACGUGAGACCGGGUGCCUCCCUCAAGCUGAUGGUCCAAAGAACAACAGCCCACUUCCCCCACCCUCCACAGUGCACCUUGCUUGUUAAGGAUAAGGAAACCAAAAUGAGCUUUCUGUACGUCUUUAACCCCAUCUUUGGGAAGAGGAGCCAAGUAGCACCCCCUGUUUUGAAGCGUCCAGUUCUUCAGACUUUGCUUCUGCCUAUUAUGGAUCAAGACUACGCCAAAGUACUGCUUCUGAUCGAUGAUGAGUACAAGGUUACAGCUUUCCCAGCAACUAAGAAUGUUCUUCGCCAGUUGGAAGAAAUGGCCCAUUCCAUCUUCUUUUAUCUGGUGGAUGCCGAGCAGGGAAAGCUCUCUGGAUUCAGGCUGAAAAAGGACUUGACAACAGAGGAGAGCUGGCAGGUGGCCAUACCCACUGAAAUACAGAGGAUAGUGACAGUGAAAGGGAAGAGAUCCAGUGAGCACGUGCACUCCCAGGGCCGUGUGAUGGGAGACCGCAGUGUUCUCUACAAGUCCUUGAAUCCAAACCUGCUCGCAGUGGUGACAGAGAGCACCGACACGCACCACGAGCGCACUUUUGUCGGGAUAUUUCUGAUUGAUGGAGUCACAGGCAGGAUCAUCCACUCAUCAGUACAGAAGAAAGCCAAGGGACCUGUCCACAUCGUCCACUCAGAGAACUGGGUGGUGUACCAGUACUGGAACACAAAGGCACGUCGGAAUGAGUUCACUGUGCUGGAGCUGUAUGAGGGCACAGAGCAAUACAACGCCACGGCCUUCAGCUCCCUGGACCGCCCCCUCUUACCUCAGGUCCUCCAGCAGUCAUACAUCUUCCCCUCUGCCAUCAGUGCUAUGGAGGCCACCAUCACCGAGCGAGGCAUCACCAGCCGUCAUUUGCUGAUCGGACUUCCCUCCGGUGCCAUCCUCUCCCUUCCCAAGGCUCUGCUGGAUCCUCGCCGACCAGAAAUCCCCACAGAGCAGAGCAGAGAAGAGAACCUGAUUCCCUAUUCCCCAGAUGUGCAGAUCCACGCUGAGAGGUUUAUCAACUACAAUCAGACCGUAUCCCAAAUAAGAGGGAUUUACACAGCCCCCUCUGGUCUGGAGUCUACUUGUUUGGUUGUGGCUUACGGCCUGGACAUCUACCAGACCCGUGUGUACCCCUCAAAGCAGUUUGAUGUCUUGAAAGAUGACUAUGACUACGUGCUGAUCAGCAGCGUCCUCUUCGGGCUGGUGUUUGCCACAAUGAUCACAAAGAGACUGGCCCAAGUGAAACUGCUGAACCGUGCCUGGCGGUAGGGCUGCAGUCACAGAACAGUGGGGCUGGGAAUGGCACCUGAGGACUGUUCUGGCUGAGGAUCUGCGACCCAGCAGGGCUGUGGGGUUGUUACAAAUUCCAGCUGGAGUGACUGCAAUGGCUGCAAAACAUCUUGCAUUUUUACUGGAAGAUACUUGAGAAGAGCUGCUCGUGCUGCCUGUAAAGAAAUGGAAGAGAAACGGUGGAGAGACACCGUAAUGUAAUGACUUUAAAAUCUCCCACACCACCCAGCAAUCUCAGUUAAAGCCCUAAAAUCUGCAACCUUCUUCUUUUCCUGAUUUUAAUGAAGGUAAUACCAAGAAUGUGUCUUUGAGGGCCCCCUGCUGCCUCAGAGCCCGCUGUGCCCGGACCUUGGGUGUGUGUGAGAUGCGAGGAUGAAAUGAAAUGAAAUGAAAUGAAAUGAAAUGAAAUGAGCACACAGCUCAUUUCAUUCACAAGGCUAAAAAUUUCCCACCUGCCCAUGGGAAACUGCCUCUUAAUUAAAUUGUUGGGGUGUGGGAGCACUUGGAAUGUAAAAUCUCACCACGUUCUUUAUUUAUUACGAUUAAAACAUUACUUUCUUCCGGUUUUUAAA